AUGAAACGAACCCUCUAUGAAGAGAGAGUACCACACGACCAUAUGGAUCCAUAUGGAGCCUCCGAAGCUUUGGUUGGUGGAAGAGAGCCUCCGAGUAAAAAGGAAAAACAACAAUCAUGCAAUAAUUCACCGCUUCGUUCAUCAUCGUUGAAUUCCCUACUCCAAUAUGAUCGCUAUGUAUUACAGAAAAUAUUUUCGUAUUGCCAUCCGAAAUUCAUGUAUGAAACCUUGAUGAUUAUCUGCCCCAGAUGGUAUUUCAAUUACUUUCAAAAGAAAUGUUUUGUUAUGUUUUUGAAAGAAUGGUUGUUGGAUCGAUGGAAUUUCUUGAUUCAAGAUUUGGAUAGUCAUAAACUUGGCGAUGCAAAGAAGAAUGUAAUAAUACCAAAAAUAUUACAACAAUUGAAUGCUGAAAUGAGUGAAGCAGACUCUGAACAGAUAUUGAAGUAUGGGUUGCGAUUAUUGAAGCUGUUUAUGAGCGAGCAUCCUUUCGAUAGAAGAAAAAAACAAAACAUGAACGAUGAUGAUGACGACAAUGAUGACUUUGAUGAGAAUGAAGAAGAUGAUGAACAAGAGGACGAUUUGGAAGAGGACGACUCAGAAGCUGAAAAUGAGGACCAUGAGGAUGAAUCAUAUCAAGGUAGUAGUAAGGAAGACGAAGAGGUAAAGAAUCAGAAUAUUCAUUCUGAAUGGUUUGCGAUAAAUCUGCCAAAAUACUCUCGCUGCUAUUCCUUAGAAAUUAUUUUUACAACAGACGAUCAAACGCUAUACAAAUUGAAUUGGACUAAAGGUUUGUCGAUAUUUGACAACACUGGAGGAAAUAUUAUCAAUUUUCUAUGUGAUAGAAAACUUAUAUUUGCUAAUUUUUAUGGUGGUUACUAUUAUCCUGACUAUGAACAAUGUCCGUACCGUAAAACUGAUUUUUGGGUGAAAAUCAGUAACCAUGAAGGGAUAUUAGCCGAUCAAUUGAAGCACAUUUUGGAUCAAUGGUCAAUUGAGGAUAACUAUGAAAAUGCUUUAAAUUUAUUGAAAACAAUUGGAAUGGAAAAUCCAAAAUCUAUAAUUUCUAAAGCAAAUUAUGAGGCGUAUCCAUGGGAUGAAGGAGAGGCACGAGGAAUUAUUCAUCAGUGGCCUUGGAUGUUCAACGAACUCGUUAAACAACAAGUUUUCGAGACUUAUUUAAUUAAUGACAACAUUGACAUCUCUACUAUUGUAGACGAUCGAUGCUUUUCAGACUUUUCAUAUUUUGAAACUUUAGCGAGAAAUUAUGGUGACUGUUUGACUGAUCUAUUAGCGAAAGCACCUCUCAGCUUUAGAAAGGAAAAAAGACUCAUUCCAUUGAUAAACAACAAUACUCAUGCUUUCAAAUUUUUGCAUGAAUCUCUAAGACAUGACAAGAACAUGCUAUUACAAAUGUUAGAAGUGAAUGGAAAUAUUUUAAAGUAUUUGAAAAAAGAAGAAUAUCAAAAUAUUAUCCCUGUGGACAGAAAUUUGGUCAUGUUUUGUUUGGAACACGGAUGUCAUCCUGAAUACAUUCCCUCCUGCAUUCCUUUCGACAAGGAAUUAGCAUUGUGUGCAGUUUCUGGAGGAUGUGCAAUUAAUGAUCUUCCCAAAGAGUUCAGAAACAAUUUGGAAGUUGUGCUCAGUGCCGUAAAACGCAAUCCGUUCAUAUCGUUGCAAUUUGCCAAAACACUUAUUAAUGACACAGAUGCGGCUUUACAAUUAGCGAAAUACUCUCCAUAUGCAUUCCGAUGGAUCUCUGAUACUGUUAAAAAGAAUCACAAAGAAGUAGUUGUAGCAGCUAUUGAAACAUAUUACGACGCGCUUAGAUAUGUUUUCGAGAAAGAAGAAUUUAUGGAGCUGGCGAGACAAUCUCUUAAACAAUUACUAGAAAAGGACAAGAAAAUUUGUGUCAAAUUUACUGCAACUUACAAAAUAAUAUUGGACAUUAAGGAAAGACACCAUCAAGUAGUGUUCAUGAAAGAACGAAUGGAAUAUGUCGGUGGGCCGUCGUUUCAAAAAGUGUUUGGACCUUGUAUUGAAGAGCUUGGCUACGACGCAGUGUUAACUUUUGAAUUAUCGAAGCAUGAAAUUGAAAACAAAACGGAGGAAGAGCUCAUUCAAACAUAUGUUUAUCCUUUCCUUGAUUCGGAAAGCAACACCAACUGGGAUUAUCUUAUUGAAACUUCAGCUCUGAGAAGUGAUUCGAAAGUUCGAGAGCUGGUUGAAAGUUAUCGAAAGAAAUAA
Molecule: messenger RNA, 2244 nt
Organism: Naegleria fowleri
Lineage: Eukaryota; Heterolobosea; Eutetramitea; Acrasida; Naegleriidae
Exons: 1
Coding region: 1-2244 (747 amino acids)
Source: RefSeq, a predicted model, not a curated record